Chrysoperla carnea is the source of this 1037-nucleotide messenger RNA. Its product is annotated as prion-like-(Q/N-rich) domain-bearing protein 25. The record is from RefSeq and is a predicted model, not a curated record. The coding region runs from base 61 to 1005 and encodes 314 amino acids. The transcript is spliced from 6 exons. NCBI's taxonomy places the organism in Eukaryota, Metazoa, Arthropoda, Insecta, Neuroptera, Chrysopidae.
UUUUUUUACAAAUAUUUAUUAAAAUUUUCUAUUAUAAACUUAUGUGAGUGAUAUAAAAACAUGGUGAAAUAUUUUAUUGUUUAUUUAUUAUUAACAAUUAUGUUAUCUUCAUUAACGUUUCAACAACAAUCAGUAUUUCCAACAUUAGUUUCAUAUCCAUGCUACACGGAUGAAGAUUGCAUUAAUGAAUUCUCACAAAAUGCUACAUGCCAGAAUGAUAAUUGUGUAUGUGGUAGUGAGAGCACAAUCUGUAUUAGAUAUGUGCGUAAUAUAAUUGGUGAAUCAUGUGAUUUUAACGUAAAUUGUGAUAUUAUUAAUUCACAUUGUCAAAAUAAUAGAUGCGAAUGUAAUGAUGGUCAUAUUGUGUCUGGCCAAAAGAGGAAUUGUCUAAAAGUUGCUCAAAGUUUAAAUGAAUCAUGCGAAAUUAAUGCUCAAUGUGUAGAAAUACCUUUAAGUGUAUGCUCAAGUAAAAAUGCAUGUGUGUGUAAAAUAUUUCAUUACGAAAAAGAUGGUAAAUGCUAUCGAAAAGCAGGUUUAAAUAAAUUUUGCGAAGAUUCGAACAAUUGUUUACAUAUUCCAAAUACGAAAUGUGAUAAUAAUAGAUGUGUCUGUGACACGGGAUACGUUGAUAAUGAAUUACAAACAGAAUGCUUAAAAAUGAUUUCGCGUACAUCAGAAACUUGUGAACAUCGUAAUCAAUGUCGUAAACUUAUGGGAGUACAUGCAAUCUGUUCUAAUUCAACUUGUGUAUGUGAUGACAUGUCACAUUAUGAUGAAAUCAGUAUGAAAUGUGAAAAAAAUAUCGGUCUUGGAGGUCCAUGUAACCGUGAUAUAGAUUGUUAUCAAGAAGAAGCUGGGGAAUUAGAAUGUAUUUUAAAUGUAUGCAAAUGCAUCAGCCCAUUUAUUGAACAUAGAAAUCAAUGCAUUAUAGCUUCUCAUGCUGUUACAACUGUUAUCACUGGUUCAUUAUUGUUUAGUUUGUUAUUGAUCAUAUUUUUUUUUUAAGUAUUAAAUUAAGUAUUACAUUAUCGAUACGU